Molecule: messenger RNA, 1236 nt
Organism: Penicillium daleae
Lineage: Eukaryota; Fungi; Ascomycota; Eurotiomycetes; Eurotiales; Aspergillaceae
Product: M20 family metallopeptidase
Exons: 6
Coding region: 1-1236 (411 amino acids)
Molecular function (GO): dipeptidase activity
Source: RefSeq, a predicted model, not a curated record
AUGACUGUCUCCAGUGUCGGAAUCGAGGAGGUUCGAGCGGCCGUUGAUGUUGCUCUAGAUGAGCUACGGGAGUCGCUACGAAAGGUGAAUCAAGAAAUCUGGUCAAACCCCGAGCUUGCGUACGAGGAGCACCAUGCCCACGAUACGAUCUGUACAUUUCUUGAGAAGCAGGGAUUCACAGUCACUCGCCAUGCAUACGGUCUUGAUACAUCCUUUGAGGCAGUGAGUGGAUCAGGUGGCCGCCAGAUCAAUUUCAAUGCGGAGUACGAUGCCUUGCCAGAUAUUGGACAUGCCUGUGGACAUAACCUUAUCGCAACCAGUAGCAUUGCUGCCUUCCUAGCUCUGUCAUUCGCAUUGAAGAAGUUUGGCAUCCCAGGACGAGCGCAAUUGCUAGGCACUCCGGCCGAGGAAAAUGGGGGAGGCAAGGCUGUUCUCAUCGAUGCAGGAGCUUACAAGAACGUGGACAUUUCUCUCAUGGCUCACUCUGGGCCCAAGAAAUUGUUCCCUGACCAAGAGCCAUCCGACGGAAUCGCGGGUACUCUGAUGAAUGCGCGCAAAAACAUCCGUUGCGAGUUCAGUGGCAAGAGUGCUCACGCCGGGGGUAACCCAUGGGAGGGUAUCAACGCCCUAGAUGCCCUGGUCACGUCUUAUAACAAUGUUGCAGUAUUACGCCAGCAGAUUUUGCCCGAGCAGCGUAUUCACUGUGCCUUUAUGGAUACUCCAAAGGUGGCCAAUGUCAUUCCUUCACAUACCAAGGCAUUCUGGCAAGUUCGAAGCCCUUCUCUCAAAGGACUUAACAGUCUGGUGGGCAAAGUGCGCAACUGCAUCGAAGCGGGCGCGCUAGCGACCGGAUGCACCGUGAAAAUCAAAGAGGAGGAGCUCUAUACCGACGUGCGGCUGAAUGAUGUCCUGUGUGAACGGUACCAAGUUCACAUGGGUCAAUAUGGCCGAAAGGUGCUCAAGCGACACGACAAAGUUCUGACUGCAUCUUCCGAUAUUGGAAACGUCAGUUACGAGACGCCCACCUUGCAUACUAUGUUUGGAAUCCCCACGCCAGACAACACAUUCCCCCAUCAUCCCACAUAUACUGCCUCAGCGGGAACCGAUGAGGCACAUGCCGAGGCAUUGAUUGUAGGCAAGGCACUGGCAAUGAUUGGGUGGGAUAUGAUCACGAACGAGGCAUUGUUCGAGACCGCGCAUCGGCAAUGGAGAGAGGAGAUUGAGCGGGAUGAUUGA